This is a messenger RNA of Symbiodinium sp. CCMP2592, 1149 nucleotides long. The record is from the annotation of a GenBank genome assembly. NCBI's taxonomy places the organism in Eukaryota, Dinophyceae, Suessiales, Symbiodiniaceae.
AUGUUCGCUCGCGUGCAAUCCGGCGGUUUGAUAGCGAAGAUCGUCGGCGGGGUUGGCAUCACUGCAAGUGGUGCUGCCGCGUGUUUUGGGGGCGGGCAGCUCCUGCUGCAGGCAGGUCAGUACUUGCGAGAAGCAGAAGACCGCCGCCGCUCAGUGGACCGCCUGGUCAAGUCGGCCUUCUUUGCCGAGCCUCCCAUUGUGGAGAUUCCCCGCAAAGCUACUGAGGCCCAGCUGCUGUCGAUGCUGAGGGCCAAGGACCACAGCCCCAUCCUCGUAUGGGGGAACCACCAAGCCGGCAAAAGCCGGCUGUUGUGGAAAGUCCUUCACAGCAUGUCCCUAGACCAGGGCGUGCUGCAUCUGCAUAUGACGCGAGAUGAAGACCGUGCAGAAACCAUGCUCUGCACACAUCUGGGUGUGCAGACUGACGUGGAAGCGAUGGAGACGUUGCAUCAGGCGGCCGCGGCCCUGGGCCGUCUGCCCGUGAUCGUCGUGGAAGUCCCAAGGCAGAUCAGAAACGAAGCUGCGCUUCAAAGCUGCUCCACGUUCGCAAAGAAGUUUGCAUACGACGCGCAGCUGGCUGAUGUCGUCGUUUUGGCAGGUGCAGCUGCAACUGCACUGGCUUUCGGCGCCGACUCGCGAGAGAAGCGAGUCUUUCUGGCACCACUGAGCGAGCAGGAGUGCCAGCAGCAGGAGGUCCAGGAGUUCCUCAAGCACCACGGCGGAGACGCGGCUGUCGAGCACAAAGCUGACCUUCUGCAGCUCACGGGCGGCAAUGUGGGCAAGCUCGAGGAGGUCGCCAAGAAACUGAAGAUCCAGACCUUCGAGCAGGUCCGGCAGGAAGCCAUCGGCGAGCAGGGAAAGCAGAUCCUGCGCUUCCUCGGCAUCGACAUGCAGGGCGGCUUCGGGCCAGAAAAGGUCAAGGCCGCGAAGGAGGUGGCCCGCCGGGACGCCCCGUUUCACCAGUGUGUGAGGGCCGAGGAGUUCGAGGCACGUUUCACCAGCAAGGACCUAGCACAGGCGGUGAAGGCACGAGGUGCCCACUGCAUCUAUGUCAAGGCCACCACUAAGGCGGAGGAGCGGUUUUGCGCUGCAUCGCCAUCCGUGCACGCGCUGCUCAAGCGGAAGACCAGGUGGUUGGGAAUCUUCUGA